AUGCUUUGGGAUUCAACAAUAAUUAAAGAAGAAUCAUCAAUGGUUCUUGAUAAUAUGAAUAAUACUGAACAAUUUCAAUCAACAACAACAGAAAAAUCAUUUAUUGAUCAAUAUCAAGCUGAUUUACAAUCAAUGGUAGAUUCAUUUGUUACAUCAGUUGAUAGUUUAUCAUCAAUACGUCCAUCAUCAAUUAAACCACAACGUAUUAUAUCACCAUUAAAAUAUCAACGUCCAAUAACAUCAAAUUCAUCAUUAAUCACGUUUGAUCGUGAUCCAGCCGCAACGGAAACAACUGAACAUUUAACAAAUGAACUUCGUUGGUUAUUAAUACAAUAUGGACCACAUCAACCACGUGAUGAUGAAGAUCAUUUUUUAGCAAGUGCUAAAUCAACAAAUAAUGGUAAAGGAAAUGUACGUUUUCGUUCAAAAUGGUUUGAUGAUCCACGUUUUUCUGAUUGGCUUGAAUAUUCAUUAUCAACAGGUCGUGCUUAUUGUUUUUAUUGUCGUUUAUUUGCUGAAUCAAAUCGUAAUCGAGCUUUUUCACGUGAUGGUAUUAAAAAUUGGCGUAAAUGUUUAGGAUCACGUGGCCAGAAAAAAAAACGUUCAACAGGAGGAUCAAUGAAAUCUGAUGAAGAUUUAAUUGUAUGUCAAAGACGUGGUUUAUUAGAAUCACAUGCUAUGUCUGAAGCUCAUAAACAAGCUUAUAAUAAAUAUCUUGCCUUUGUUGAUCAUAUGCAUUUCGAUUCAGAACCAAUUGAAAAUAACCAUGAAAGCAAACAAUCUAGUAAAUAUUGA
Molecule: messenger RNA, 795 nt
Organism: Rotaria sp. Silwood1
Lineage: Eukaryota; Metazoa; Rotifera; Eurotatoria; Philodinida; Philodinidae
Source: the annotation of a GenBank genome assembly